Molecule: messenger RNA, 333 nt
Organism: Podarcis lilfordi (Lilford's wall lizard)
Lineage: Eukaryota; Metazoa; Chordata; Lepidosauria; Squamata; Lacertidae
Source: the annotation of a GenBank genome assembly
AUGCUCAUCUGCAAGGGCCUGUUCUCAGUAAUUGAUUUUGAAACAGAGUACUAUUUGCUCAACUUUGUCUUAGGAGAACUGCUGCUUGAGGCAUGCCUGGCAUCUCUCAUAAGCUCACUGCAAAAGUUUCCCAUCUAUAGUGUGUUUCAUUAUUUUAGUGCAACAUGGUCAAACUACAUGAAGCCAGGAUAUAUUUCAACUUCCAAAAUCUCUGGCAUUUCAACAAAUCAGGUGCCAUCGAUUCAUCUGUACCAGCAUUUCCCACUAAUUACAAAGCUUGUAAAGUGGGUUAAUUCUUUCAUCACUUUCCCAAGGAACUCUCCUCUAAAAUGA